UAGUCCCAUCCAUUUCGAUGUCGAAUCCUCUCAAACCCCUACACCAACGAAGUUAUCACCACGCUCUCCCCUUUCUCUCUUUAUUUCUAGGGUUUCAAGCGAUUCGUUUCUCUGUCGAAGUAGUAGUAUUGGAUUGGUUUUGGGCGACUUAGGGUUGUUUUGUAUUGCUUUUUAUCCAAGAAAAAUUCUAGAUUUGUGUAUAUAUACGGUGUUAUUUUGGUCUCGUUUUCGGUUAUUCUGGAUCUCAGAGGACGCAGGUUUUGGAUAUCUGUAGCGUUUUCACCUUCAACAUUCACUAGAAGGGGUUGUUUUGAAUAUUAAAAACAGUGAUGCGUGGUUAUGAGGAUUUGGAUGAAUAUGAAGACGACGGAUUUAUCGAACGUUCAGAUGACGAUGAUGGAUUUAUUGAACAUGAUGAAGAACAGAUGUAUGAAGAAGAUGAAGGAGAGGAAGAGGAAGCGCAAGAAGUAGUAAGGAAGCCUACCAAGGAAGAGGUGGAUUUUCUCAAAGUUAGGCAACAGAUAAAAGAAACAAUGAGGAAGCAGAUGAAGAAGGAAAAUGCUUCUGCCACCGGAAAUUCCCAAGAGAGGAAGAGGCAUAAUUAUGGUUCCUUUUUCGGCCCUUCUCAGCCUGUCAUCGCGCAGCGAGUCAUCCAAGAAAGCAAGUCACUGCUUGAAAAUCCGCACUUGGCAGCUAGAGUUUUAAAUCCCCAGCACAGGGUGCAGAGCAAGAAGAGUCCCGCUCUUGCAAAAGCUACCCCAAGGCCUGGUGUACGUGAGCGACCACCCAAAGUUGUUAGCAUGGAAAAACAGAAAGCGCAGAUCUUAAAGGACCAAAGAGAUUAUUCAUUUCUACUCUCUGAAGAUGCUGAACUUCCAGCUCCCACAAAAUUGCUUCCACCCCGGACUGGUUCUGCACCAAACACUGAUGCCCGAUCAGCUCAAUUGUCGUCCAAAAGUCCAAAGUCGAGCAGUAGUACUAGCAGACCAGCUCUGAGUGGUCGUGAACAAAGACCAGCUGUUUCUGGGGGUCAUCGGAUGCAGAGUAAACCAGGGCAGCAUAAACCGUCUCCUGGAAGUAGACCUGGUUCAACAUUAGGGAAUCAUAGAAAACAGCUGGAUAGUAGUAUUAGAAAUGGGCCAAGCCGGACUCAGGGGACAAAUGGCUUUCCCUCCAAAACCAGCGUUCAAGUGAAACCCUCAACUUUGAAUAAGACUUCAGUUCCAGAUAGAGCUCGUGCUCACACCACAGAUAAAAAUAUUUCUUUAACUGGUGGAAAAAGGCUGCAAACUGAUAUGCGGAAAACAGUGUUACCUAGGCCACACCCGUCUGUCUCUGGUCUGCAAAAACCAUUACUUAAGCCGCAGCCAUCUAGGUCUGCUAUGCAGAGAGCACCGUCCAAGUCACAUCCAUAUGAACAGAGAAAGGAUUUUCGAGAAGUAGACAGAUCUAGACUGUUGCCCAAACAGCAAGUACCUCCUUCAACAGCUCCUAAGGUGAAAACUCCCAAGCAACUUCCUCCUGCACUAAAGGACCGUCGAAGGAAUAGGUCUAUGAGUCCAGAUGCCACCGAUGUACGGCAAAUGGUCAGAAGUCUAAUGGGUUACAAGCCUAGGUGCAGGGAGGAUGAGGAUGACAGUGAUAUGGAGGUUGGCUUUAACCAAAUUAUGCAAGAAGAGAGGCGCAGUGCAAGAAUUGCACAGGAGGAGGAUGAGAGAGAACGCAUACUCAUUGAACAAGAAGAGAAAGAAGAGAGGGAGAGGGAGAGGAUGAGGAUGAGGAAAAAGCGUAAAUUAAGCAGUCACUGAUGAUAAAAUCCGAAGGCAAUGUUCUUUCUAAAGUGGAUUUAAUUUUACUCAAUUUUGUAACUUCAAAUACCCUCCUGUAAUUUUUUUUCUUUUUGUAGUUCAAUCUCAGUCUGUAGUCAGUUUCAUGUUGACAAAUAUGAUUGGAGGAAAAAGGAUAAUUCAAAAGUUUGCAUCUUUAUGAUCC
Messenger RNA from Papaver somniferum (opium poppy), 1992 nucleotides. RefSeq names its product microtubule-associated protein 2-like. NCBI's taxonomy places the organism in Eukaryota, Viridiplantae, Streptophyta, Magnoliopsida, Ranunculales, Papaveraceae. The record is from RefSeq and is a predicted model, not a curated record. The coding region runs from base 330 to 1808 and encodes 492 amino acids. The transcript is spliced from 10 exons. Gene Ontology annotation, cellular component: nucleolus. Gene Ontology annotation, molecular function: histone binding; DNA binding. Gene Ontology annotation, biological process: nucleosome assembly; regulation of DNA-templated transcription.